Penicillium macrosclerotiorum is the source of this 1236-nucleotide messenger RNA. Its product is annotated as Cytochrome cd1-nitrite reductase-like C-terminal heme d1. Gene Ontology annotation, molecular function: protein binding; 6-phosphogluconolactonase activity. The record is from RefSeq and is a predicted model, not a curated record. Bases 1 to 1236 code for a protein of 411 amino acids. The transcript has 2 exons. Lineage: Eukaryota; Fungi; Ascomycota; Eurotiomycetes; Eurotiales; Aspergillaceae.
AUGCAGCUCUUAUCAACUCUCAUCCUAAGCAGCCUCGCUGCUGCCUCGCCCUCACAGAGUCAAAAGCCCUCCCCGCCCUCCAAACCCUCUACUCUCUGGGCAACGCAUUACAAUGGCAAUGUUUACACGCUCUCCCUAAGCGGCGACUCGCUCUCCCUCGCCUCGGCGCAAAAGACGUGCGGCGAUAUGCCGAGCUGGCUGACCUUCGAUGCGGCCUCACGCACCGUGUAUUGUUCGGAUGAGAGUGGGACAGCCGCGGGCGGGGGAUCGCUGACGGCCUACCGAGCAUCGCGAAAUGGGACAUUGCACCAGUUCGCGAAGACAGAGACAGUCGGCGGCGGAGUCAAUAGUGUGUUGUAUGAGGCAGAGAAGGGCAAGUUUCUUGGGAUUGCGCAUUACGAGGGGUCGGCGGUGUCAACCUUCUCCCUCCCUCUGAGCGACAACCAGGAGGCCCUGCAAGAAUUCCACUUUAAUAUGACACACCAGGGCACCACGGCGCAGCAGGACUCUCCGCACCCGCACGGGGUCUUCAUCGACCCCACAGGCUCGUUUCUCGUCAGCCCCGACCUUGGCGCUGAUCUGGUGCGCGUGUACUCAAUCGACGAGGUCUCAGGAAAGCUACGCGAGUGUCCCAGUUUGGAGGUGCCCCUGGGAACUGGCCCACGGCAUAGCGUGUUUUGGACCGACGGGUCGGACCAUGACGCCCGCAUGGGCGGAAGUCAGAGCAGCCUCGGGACCGCGGGCGAUAAGACGAUGAUGUACCUCGCGAACGAGAUUGGCGGCUCGGUCAUGGUGUUUGAUGUGGCAUAUUCACAGGAUGGGUGUCUGUCCUUCAACAAGAAACAGACACUGGUGCCAUAUACGAACGGUACAAUGCCGGAGGGAGCCACGCCCGCUGAAAUCCGGAUGGUCAACAACGCGAUCUAUGUCUCAAUCCGCACCGACCAGGGCUUUGCACCAAGUGACUCCAUGGUCACCCUGAGCCGCGCACCAAGCAACGGGGCCAUCAAGCUGCGAGAUCGUACCUCGGCGUAUGGAAAGGUGCCUCGGACGUUUGUGAUCAACCAGGCGGGUGAUCUAGUGGCCAUUGGGAACCAGGCGUCGGCCAUGGUGGUCAUUGUGCGACGGGAUCCCGCAACGGGAAAACUGAUCGAAAAGGUUGCUGAGCUACAGGUCGGAGAGCCGGGGAAGGUAGGCUCCGCAGAGGGACUGAGCAGUGUCAUCUGGGCUGAGUAA